AUGACAAUAGGCGAGGCAUUUCGGACGGGGGGGCUGGAGAUUCAUUCCAGUGGGGUGACACAAGAUGGCGCGGAGCACCAGUUCUCGGUGGUCUACGAGGACCUCGAGAUUGCGGAGGUCAUCGGGAGGGGGUGUUCCAGCGUUGUCUUGAGGGCGAGACACGUCGGCACCGACAGGCCCCUGGCGUUGAAGGUUAUCAACAUGUUCGAGAAAGGGAAGCGACAUCAGCUCAUCAAUGAGAUCAACGCGCUUUACGACGCCAGCCACCCCACUGAGUUCCAUACUGGAGUAAAUAAUUAUGUGUUGUGUUCUUCGCUCUUCGGUUGGUGCAUCACUCCUUUCUGUGAAUGGAGCGUGAUCCAGUUUCUGGGGGCCUUCUAUCGCGAGGGAGCCGUGACAAUCAUCACGGAAUACAUGGACGGGGGAUCGCUCUUGAACGUCCUGCGGCAGGUGGGCGCUGUCCCCGAGCGGGCCCUGUCGAGCGUGGCGUAUCAAGUGCUGCUGGCGCUGGACUACCUGAAGCGGGAAAAGCGCAUCGUCCAUCGAGACAUCAAGCCAAGCAACCUGCUCAUCAACAGUCAGGGGGUUGUCAAGGUGAACAGGCAGGGGGUUGUCAACGUGAACAGUCAGAGGGUUGUCGACGUGGACAGUUUCAGGGUCGUCAAGGUGACUGAUUUCGGGACAUCAGCCGGACUACAGAGCAGCUUCGCUAUGUGCGGAACCUUUGUGGGCACGUUCAAGUACAUGUCCCCGGAGAGGAUGAAGAACGAGAGGUACAGCUACAGCUCCGACGUGUGGAGCCUGGGGCUCGUGCUCAUGGAAUGCGCCACCGGGGAAUUCCCGUACAGGGACGAAACUACGGCCAUCGACCUCGUCCAGACAAUAGUAGACGCCCCCGCGCCCGAGCUAGAUCCCUCGUCUUUCCCGGCGAACUUCUGCAGUUUCGUGGCAGACUGCCUGAGGAAGAGGCCUGAUGAUCGCAGCCCGGCGCAGGCCUUGCUGGGGGCGCCGUGGAUCACUGGUGGGGGGCUGGCGGUUAACCUGAACGCCGAUCUUGUUUCGGCCACGGCCAACGUGAAGCGGUGGAUAGACUCUCCAUCCUAG
Ectocarpus sp. CCAP 1310/34 is the source of this 1104-nucleotide messenger RNA. NCBI's taxonomy places the organism in Eukaryota, Phaeophyceae, Ectocarpales, Ectocarpaceae. The record is from the annotation of a GenBank genome assembly.